GGCCGGGUGGCGCUGUGGCAUCAUCGCGGCGUACGUCUUUCAGGCCAGCCGACCCGCCGAGGGUGGAGAUGCCCCGCCCACGCACACCAAAGGUGAGAACACUCACUGGAACACUUUGGAACAAUACAGAUGACCAGUUCUGUACGGCUCCUGUGCCGGGUCCCUGGUGUCCCUGGUGUCCCCCGUGUCCGGUUCUUUGUUUCCGUGGUGUCCCCUGCGACUGGGCCCUUGUGUCCCCCUCGUCUUGUCUCUUGUGUCCGUUCCAUGUGUCCACUGUCUCGUGUCUUUGGUUUCUCCUAUGUCGGGUCCCUUGUGCCCCCUGGUGUCUCCUAUCUGAUUCCUUGUGUCCCCUGUGUCUACUCACCUGUGUUUGGUGUCGUGUCUGUGGUGUCUCCUGUGUUCGGUGUCUUGUGCCCCUCUUCUCAUGUCCCGUGUGUCCCUGGUGUCUACAAUGUCCAACUUCUUGUCCACCCUCUCUCUCUCUCCUAUGUCCUUGGUGUUUUCUGUGCCUGAUUCCUCGUGUUCCCUGAGUCAUGUCCCCUGCCUUCGAUGUCUUGUGUCCAUGGUGUCCCCCGUGUCCGGUUCUUUGUUCCCGUGGUGUCCCCUGCGACUGGGCCCCUUUGUCCCCCUCGUCAUGUCUCUUGUGUCCGUUCCGUGUGUCCACCGUCUUGUGUCCCUCGUGUCUUUGGUGUCUCCUAUGUCGGUUCCCUUGUGCCCCUGGUCUCUCCUGUCUGAUUCUUUGUGUCCCGUGCCGACUCCCCUGUGCGUGGUGUCUUGUGUCUGUGCUGUCUCCUGCCUCUCUCGUCAUGUCCCAUGUGUCUCCUGUGUGUGGUUCCUUGUGUCCCUGGUGUCUUCUGUGUCUGGCUCCUUGUUUCUGUGGUGUCCCCUGUGUCCGGGCCCUUGUGUCCUCCUUGUCAUGUCUCUUGUGUCCCUGGUGUAUCCUGUGUCACUUGCGUCAUGUCCCUUGUGUCUGGUUCCACGUGACCCUGAUGUCUACCGUGUCCGAUUCCUUGUGUACACCGUCUCGUAUCUCCUGUGUCCGUGGUGUCUGUGGCUGGUUCCUCGUGUACCCUUUGUCGUGUCCCUUGUGUUCCCGGUUUCUCUGGCUCCCGGGUCCCGUCCUCCUCGUGUCCACGGUGUCUCCGCAGUGGUGUCGGAGUGGGUGAGCUCUUCGGGCUCAUGCAAGGGUCGCUGCUUCGAGUUGGAGGAAGCCGAGCCUCCGGGAUGUCGUUGUGACAACUUAUGCAAAACCUACUACAGCUGCUGCUCUGACUUUGACCAGCACUGUCUCAAAACGGCGGGACGCUUCGAGUGCCGUCCGGAGCGUUGCGGUGAGGGGAGGAAAGACGAGCAUGCGUGUCACUGCACAGAUGACUGCCUGGAAAAAGGAGACUGCUGCUCCAACUACAAGGCGGUGUGCCAAGGCGAGGAGUCAUGGCUCCAAGGAGACUGUGAGGAGACCGUCAGCGCUGAGUGUCCAGCCGGUUUCAUCCGCCCGCCACUCAUCAUGCUGUCUGUGGACGGUUUCCGGGCGUCCUACCUGAAGAAGGGUGUGUCCGUCAUGCCCAACAUCCAGAAACUCAGAUCAUGUGGGACAACUGCUCCGUACAUGCGGCCCGUCUACCCGACCAAGACCUUCCCGAACUUGUACACGUUGGCCACGGGCCUCUACCCAGAAUCCCACGGAAUCGUGGGCAACACCAUGCACGACCCGGUGUUCAACGCCACCUUCAGCCUACGUUCCCGAGAGAAGCUAAACCAUCGCUGGUGGGGCGGGCAGCCGAUCUGGAUCACCGCUAAGGAACAAGGCGUCAAAGCCGGAACCUUCUUCUGGCCCUGGGUCAUCGAACUAGAGAGACGAAUCCUCACCAUCCUGCAAUGGCUGAAGCUGCCCGACCAACACAGACCUUACGUGUACGCGGUGCACUCGGAGCAGCCUGACACCUUUGGACAUCGCUGGGGUCCCCUGAGCAGUGAGCUGGACAACACGCUGCGGCAGAUCGACGGCGUGAUCGGUCAGCUGAUGAACGGCCUGAAGCAGAUGAACCUCCAUCGCUGCGUCAACGUCAUCGUCGUGGGCGACCACGGCAUGGAGGAGGCGCACUGCGAUCGCACCGAGUUCCUCAGCAGCUACCCGCUCAACAUCGACGACAUCACGCUCAUCCCGGGCUCACUGGGCCGGAUACGGCCUCGAGACGCCAAGUCCACUUCAUACGAACCUCAGCAGGUGGUCGCCAACCUGACGUGCAAGAUGGCGACGCAGCACUUCACGCCGUACCUAAAGCAACAUCUGCCCAAGAGACUCCAUUAUGCCAACAACCGCCGCAUUGAGGACGUGCACCUGCUCAUGGAGAGGAAGUGGCAUGUCGCCAGGAAAAUGCCAGAAAAGAUGCGUACGCGUUGCGGUUUCUUUGGCGACCACGGCUUCGACAACAAGAUCACCAGCAUGAGGACCAUCUUCAUGGGACACGGGCCCAGCUUCCGCUUCCGCACUCAAGUGCCGGAGUUUGACAACAUCGAGCUUUACAACGUCAUGUGCGACCUGCUCGGCGUGAAGCCGGCGCCAAACAACGGGACGCACGGGAGCCUGAACGCCAUGUUGAAGUCACCGCCCUUCCAGCCCGUCAUGCCGGCGGAAGUGACGCCACCGGCGCAGGACGAGGACGCGGCAGAGGCGGCGACGGGGCCGGGGGCGCCGGUCGCCUUCGACCUCGGCUGCGGCUGCGAUGACGAGAACAAAGUGGAGCGGAAUGUGGAAGCCUUCAGCCCCGCCCAAGAUGGCGUCGACGACUACAACGUGACACAGCUGCCGUUCGGCCGACCCGCCGUUAUGUUUGAGGCUCGUUACGCUUUGCUGCAUCACUCCGACUUCAUCAGCGCGUACAGCCGCCAACUGGCCAUGCCGCUGUGGACGUCCUUCACGCUGAUGCCGCAGGAGGACGUCACUUCUCUUCCAGAAGGUUCCGCCAGCGGCCCGUGCCUGCGAACGGACCCGCGGGUGUCGGCCGACCACAGCGCCAGCUGCAGCGCCUACGAGCAGAACCGCCUCCUCGGCUACGGCUUCCUGUUCCCGCCCGAGUUGGCGUCGUCGCCCGAGUCCAGAUACGAGGCAUCGCUCAUCACCAACACCGCGCCCAUGUUUCCCGCCUUUACUCGAGUGUGGCGUUACCUGCAGGGCGCGCUGCUUAGGCGCUACGCACAGGAAAACAACGGCAUCAACAUCCUCGCCGGACCUGUCUUUGACUACAACUACGAUGGCCGGCGAGAUACCCUGGAGGAAAUUCGAGAGUGGUCUCCCGGCACGCCGCCUGUGCCCACUCACUUCUUCACCGUGGUGACCAGCUGCCGCCAAGCCAACCAAACACUGGACGAGUGCGACGGCGAUCUGAGCGUCUUCUCCUUCCUGAUUCCUCACCGAGACGACAACAGCGAGACCUGCAACAGCAACGACGGCGAGCAGCUUUGGGUGGAGGGGCUGCUACAGCUUCAUACGGCCAGGGUCCGCGACGUGGAGAUAAUCACCGGGCUCGACCUUUACCGGGCCAACAACCAGAGCUACAGCGGCAUCCUCAGCCUCAAGACGUACCUGCGCACCUUCGAGACGGACGACUGACACCCGAAGAUCUGACCGAGAGACGGUCGACUAGCUGACGCUCAACCAGGUGACACCAAACCGGGAGACACUGCGACCAGCUGAAACCUGACAAGAAAGGUCCAACCGAGCGACACCUGAGACAGACAGACACCUGACCAAAUGAUACCGAUCCUACUGACACCUAAACAACUGAUGCGCGACUAACACCGGACAUGCAACCUGCUGACACCUGACACCAGACUUAGUGGCACCGAUACGGCCGCCGAACAAAAGACACCCAACCAACUGACGCCUAACAAAGAGACAUCGACCGACUGAAAACCGAGUACGACCUUCAGAAUAGAUUUUUUUUCGGUGUGUUCAUUCAACGUAGGACGGAACAAACCGCUUCCUUCCGCCUGCCAUACCUGUCUGAAAACCAAGUGGGCGUGGCUAAAUACCGUGAACAUAACAUAUGGACGCACGCACGCACGCACGCAAUCACGAUCAUUGUGUUUCAACUCAUUAACUUUUUGUUUGCCCUGACGUGAAUGUCAUUCUUGGUUUUGGCCUCCGCAGGGCGCCGUGGCUCACAGGUUUUAUGCCAAGCUAAGCUAACGUCUUAUUUAACACGCUCAACACAAUAACGUCGGCUUGUUGUCUGCAAGCACAAGUAAAGGACUGUUAUGAACUACUUUGUUGUUUCCAAUUUCUCGGAGCUCUCCUUACCCAAAAAAAAACAAAAAUAUCCAAGAACAAACAAAUUAAGUAGUCAUCGGUCAUCAUUGCUUGAUUAUUUUCAGUUCAAAUGGACAGUUUGCUAAGUCUGUUUCAUCCAGGCAGCAUCGAACUCUGAAAUGACUUCAUUGCAGAUGUUCAUGGGUAAUGCAUCAUGAAAAUCUGUGAUCAGGAUGAAAUGGAAGAACAUUGCACCCUAAUGUAUUUAGCAACAUCAAGAAAACAAAAAUGUCCCUUUAAGAACCAUUUUUGGAUUGUGUUAGUCUUCAGAAUUCCAAAAUUGUACUCCAAAUAAAUCGGUUUCAAUUUGUCAGCGUUUGAAAUUCAAGUCUUCACUUUAUUCAACGUACGAUACACAGCAACAUAUCAACACUGUUCCCAGAUUGACAACUUCGUUACUACGAACGCUCGGUGAGGCCACCGGUAGGUUAGCUGAGGCUGGGGAAACCCGUGCACUCACCAUCAGGAGCCCGUGCACACUUGGGUGGAAACCAACGUUGUUUCAUUCCACCUGAAAAUUCCACAGAAAGCGUCAGUCAAGUGGACACGUGUUGCGACACCAACACGACGAUUGACGAUUGAUCAUUUUGGAUCGCCGUCUCCAUGAAAUGACAUCGUGGAGAAACGGUCGUCUCAUUUCUCCAAAUAUUUGUACCCGAGGACCGAGGAGGUUGCAAAGAAACAAAUGAGACUUAGCCAAGAAAAUUCACAUAACGGAAACAAUCGAGCUGGGAUUGGCUGGCGACCGGUUCAGGGCGUAUCCCGCCUCUCGCUCGAAGAUAGCUGGGAUAGACCCGUGACCCGCGUGAGGAGAAGCGGUACAGAAAACGGAUGGAAAACAAUCAAGCGUACCUGCCGGUCCUGCCGGUCCCGCCGGUCCCGCCGGUCCCCGUGGUCCCGCCGGUCCCCGUGGCCGUGCGGGUCCCCAUGAUCCUGCACAGCUGGGCCCGACGAGGCGCUCAGGCCUCAAGUAGCAGCGCAGCAGACAGUUGAGCAGGUGGGCUCGGGCCAGUGGAUUGAGCAGAAUGUGGUCGAGUUUGAGGGUUCUGGUGUUCCAGCUGUUGUCACUGCUGCUCUUUGGACAACAUGCGAGAGCUUUUGGGCCUUACUUUGCUCCGCUUCAGAGUUUCCCGCGCAGCCCAAAAACUUAUCAGGCUCCUGCUGGCCUCCAAGCUUCACUCCAGUCUGAAGGUUCUACCGCUCACCUUAAACCCAAGUACCUUGGAAGUGUCUCACAGCAGAACCGGAUGCCUGCCAGACCGGGUACCGAAGGCCGUCUCGGUCCCUCUGGCGGUAGGGUAGAUCCGAGUCCACCAGGAAGUGCUCCGAUUUACAGACUCGGUUUAGAGCAGCGACAUCAACCCUAUCCCAUCAACAACAAAAUGCCUCAAAACCACCGGGAAGGUACUAUAGUUUCAAGUCACGGGAUCCAGAUGGUGGCUGCUGUGAUGCCACCAAGGUCUGCACCAAACUCGGCACUGGUUCUGAUGCCACGGAGGUACGAAAAACCCCAAGUGCUACCAAGGUACAACCCCAAACUACCACAAAGGUAUGAACCAAAACCACCAAAGGAGU
This is a messenger RNA of Phycodurus eques (leafy seadragon), 5887 nucleotides long. Its product is annotated as ectonucleotide pyrophosphatase/phosphodiesterase family member 2-like. Gene Ontology annotation, molecular function: calcium ion binding; alkylglycerophosphoethanolamine phosphodiesterase activity; phosphatidylcholine lysophospholipase A1 activity. Gene Ontology annotation, biological process: phosphatidylcholine catabolic process; immune response. The record is from RefSeq and is a predicted model, not a curated record. The coding region runs from base 425 to 3613 and encodes 1062 amino acids. The transcript is spliced from 25 exons. NCBI's taxonomy places the organism in Eukaryota, Metazoa, Chordata, Actinopteri, Syngnathiformes, Syngnathidae.